GAACAAAAACGUCACUUUGAAAAUUUGAUCUUCUCGGAGAUUUUUUGAGAAUCAUCUUUAGUAAAAUAGUAAUUCAGUUACGACUUCAAAAAUUUUUAAAGAUAUUUUGUUUAUUACAACAUGGCAUCUGAACGUUAUAGUUUUUCUUUAACAACUUUCAGUCCUUCAGGGAAGUUGGUACAAAUCGAAUAUGCCUUAGCUGCAGUUGCUGCAGGAGCUCCUUCAGUAGGCAUCAAGGCAUCUAAUGGUGUUGUCUUAGCAACUGAGAAUAAGCAUAAGUCAAUUUUAUAUGAUGAACAUAGUGUGAAUAGGGUGGAAAUGAUAACUGAUCAUAUUGGAAUGGUGUAUUCUGGCAUGGGUCCGGAUUAUCGACUUCUUGUACGACAAGCAAGAAAAAUGGCUCAGAACUACCUCUUAUAUUACAGGGAGCCAAUUCCAGUUUCUCAAUUAGUUCAAAGAGUUGCAACUUUAAUGCAAGAAUAUACACAAUCUGGUGGUGUCAGACCGUUUGGAGUUUCACUAUUGAUUUGUGGCUGGGAUAACGAUAAACCAUUCCUAUUCCAAUGUGAUCCAUCCGGAGCUUAUUUCCCCUGGAAAGCUACAGCAAUGGGCAAAAAUGCGAAUAAUGGCAAAACAUUUUUAGAGAAAAGGUAUAGUGAAGAUUUAGAACUAGACGAUGCAGUUCAUACAGCUAUUUUGGUUUUGAAGGAAGGUUUUGAAGGUAAAAUGACGGCCGAUAACAUCGAAAUAGGAGUCUGCGACAGAAGUGGGUUUAAGCGGCUAGACCCAGCAACUGUUAAAGAUUACUUGGCAAAUAUUCCAUAAAUUAAUAAAUUUCGUAUGUUUUUACUACAAAUAAAAUUCACGUGAAAGAUGAUUUUUUUCAAUAAUAUAAUUAAUAAUACAGAUUUUAAAAUUUUUAUUUUAUUAAAUAAUAUUUCAGAUACAAAUCCA
Messenger RNA from Condylostylus longicornis, 954 nucleotides. RefSeq names its product proteasome subunit alpha type-2 (gene Prosalpha2). Gene Ontology annotation, biological process: ubiquitin-dependent protein catabolic process. The record is from RefSeq and is a predicted model, not a curated record. Bases 121 to 825 code for a protein of 234 amino acids. Gene Ontology annotation, cellular component: proteasome core complex, alpha-subunit complex; proteasome core complex. The transcript has 5 exons. Lineage: Eukaryota; Metazoa; Arthropoda; Insecta; Diptera; Dolichopodidae.